This is a messenger RNA of Pocillopora verrucosa, 2656 nucleotides long. Its product is annotated as pseudouridylate synthase RPUSD2. Gene Ontology annotation, biological process: enzyme-directed rRNA pseudouridine synthesis. Lineage: Eukaryota; Metazoa; Cnidaria; Anthozoa; Scleractinia; Pocilloporidae. Gene Ontology annotation, molecular function: RNA binding; pseudouridine synthase activity. The record is from RefSeq and is a predicted model, not a curated record.
GGAACAAGGCUCAUUUGGACUGGGACAUUUUGUGCCCCAUAGACAUAUAUGUUUUGGUAAAACCAACAUGGCGGACGUUGAGGGAAAGUUGUGCAACGAAGUAAAUGUUGCUGAAAGCAAGCGGGCCGGUAAAAGGAAAGCAAAACAAGUUACAAAGAAACAAAGAAAGAAAGCUAUCAAAGUUGAAAAAAACACCAAGAGUGCAGGAUUUGAUAAAGAAAUAUUCCUUGAAACCACAUGUUUUGUAAGAAAUGGUUUGCGAUGUGUCUAUCCUUAUUAUUUCACUUUCACUACCUUCUGCAAGGGACGCUGGGUAGGCCGUAGCUUGAUUGAUGUGUUUAAAGAAGAAUUUCGUUCUGAAACACAGGAAUACUAUGAGAAGGCAAUAAAAGCUGGAAAAAUAACAGUGAACGGUGAAAUAACACUUCAAAGUAAAAUUCUUAAAGACAAUGAUGUGAUUUGCAACAAAGUCCACAGACAUGAACCUCCUGUGACAGGGAAUCCUAUAAAGAUAAUUGCUUUAACAGAUGAAGUUGUUGUUCUUGAUAAACCCUCUUCAAUUCCGGUACAUCCCUGUGGAAGAUACAGGCACAACACUGUUGUGUUCCUUCUUGGAAAGGAGUUUGGAUUGAAAAAUCUUUUUACAAUCCACCGUAUUGACCGUCUCACUUCAGGAAUUUUGAUGUUUGCAAGAACACUGUCAAAGGCUCAAGAGCUUGAGAGUCAAGUGAGAGACAGACAAAUAGAGAAGGAAUACAUAAGUAGAGUGCAAGGAGAAUUUCCAAGUGAGGAAGUCCUAUGUGAGGAGCCAAUAAAAGUUGUUUCACACAAGAUUGGUGUGUGUCGAGUGAGUAAAAAUGAGGGCAAGCCGUGUAAAACUGUUUUCAAAAGGCUUACCUAUGACGGAAAGACAAGUAUUGUGAAAAGUGUUCCACAUACAGGCAGGAUGCAUCAAAUCCGUGUUCAUCUUCAGUGGCUUGGUUAUCCAAUUGUAAAUGAUCCAAUAUACAACCAUCAGUCGUGGGGACCCCACAGGGGUAAGGGUGGGGUGUCAGACCACCUGGUCCAGCAGGUGAUAGCCGAGCUUUCUAAAUCUCCAAACAUUGUAAACACUGAGAGCGGAACCUUUCGUGAAGAUGACCUCUCGCGUCAACAUCAACAAAACUCGACCAAUGUGAAACACGAAGCAGUCACUAUCGUUGAAAAUGAAUCACUGAAGCCAGUCUGCACCGGAUAUAAAGAUAUUGUCCCUGGGGAAUCCCAGUCUUGUAAAGAAACAGAAGAGAAAAACACAGAACUGUAUUAUGACAAAGACUGUAGUGAAUGCCAGAUACAGAGGAGAGAUCCAACUUCUGAUGAACUCACCAUGUGUUUACAUGCUCUCUCUUACAAGGGGCCAGACUGGGAAUUUAAGACAGACCUGCCAAGUUGGGCUAAAGAAGGAGUCAACUUUUCUGAAAUCAGGCAAAACAUGGAGCGGAAUUGAACUUUUAAGCUGAUUAGGGUCGAGAGGAGGGAAAAAGCAUUCCUCUUUCAAGACACGAAGCAUGAGCUUGUGCUUGAUGGCACACGACUUGAUUUGUACCAAGAUGGCUGUUCAGGAAAUUGAAACCCUUUCUUAGUUAUAAUUAAACGUCACGCUCAUGUCCACGAAUUUAAAGUUUUCAUUAAAAUAGUCAUAGCAGUAGAGAAUUUAGCCAACACCAUAGAGAUGGUCGCUGGUUGUUGCCCACUUGAAUCUAUGAGAAAUUUAAAGGAAAAAGUCCUAAUGACGAAUAUUUUGUAAGGAGGCUCUUUACUUCUAUCAUGGACGAAAACCCCUUUCUCAGGUUAGAAGGUCACGCUAAUAGAAAGAAACCAGCGGAAAACGUCAGGUGUGAAAUUUCCUGAGAAGGAUUCAUGCUGAACGGCAGGAUCGGAACACUUCCUGGUUGGAGACAAAAAGUUCCUGUGGUACCAGGCUUGGGGGAGAAUCACGGGUCAAAGCUGUGAAAUGGUCUGUAAGACUUACAAAAAGGUCAUUGAUCUUGUUUGCAAGUAAUUUGGUAUUCAUGGUAUCCCUAAGAAACUGAUGGACCACUCCUACUGGAUGUCUUGGCCUGUGAGUGACUUUAUUUGCCUCCACCACUUACUGGAAUUAGUGGAUUCCGCUUGAGCAAAUUUAUCAUGAUAGUAUUAAUUUUUGGUUUUUUUGACCUCGCACUGGACCUUGUUCCUCUAAAAUUUGUAAUUCGCAGAGUCCUUUCCAUGUCUGAGAAAUGCAGAUUGUCUUUUGCGAAUCCAGGAUUUCAGGUUUUUAGAGAUCCAGGGACGGUCAGUUGGGUGUCUCUUAACUAUUUUUCGUGGAAGGAAGGAAUCCACAGCAGAAGUAAGUUCCAUUAUCAACAGCCUGAACUUGUCUUGAUAAGACUCAUCAUUAGGAACCGAGUACCAGUCUUCUCGGUCAUCCAGCGCCCCAGCGCACGCCAUGCGGUGUCGCGCAUAUCACGUGACUCUAUUUUGAUGACCGGUUUGUGUCUGGAUGAUAACAUUGGCCUGGCCAAGAUGGUAUAAUGAUCAGAGGAUGCGACUUUGGGCAAUUGCGAAACACUGAACAACUUUGGUCUAUUUGUAAAAAACCAGUCCAGCGUACCCGAGUCUCUAGUUUUGAAAGUUA